CGCAGCACUUUAGUCUCAACACCUCCGCUUACUUCCUGCUCUCAAAGAAAAAGUAGGAGCGGGCUGUUUGCUGUGCUAGUGCAAGUGCGAGACUUGAACACCCUUCUCCAGCUGCUCCCAACUGAAGCAUGAGCGCGUUACUGGCGUGACAAAAAGCGCACACCGUCAAGUUUGCGCUCGCUCCAACCUUGCGGUCGUCCCAACUGUGUUCCACCUGCGGAGCCAACAUGUCGGACUCGGCGUCCAGUUUCCUUCAUAUCGGAGAUUUGGUGUCCCUGUACGCCGAGGGCACCGUCAAUGGAUUCAUCAGCACCCUUGGCUUGGUGGAUGAUCGCUGUGUGGUGGAACCAGCUGCCGGAGAUCUGGACAACCCCCCCAAGAAGUUCAGAGACUGCCUGUUUAAGGUGUGUCCAAUGAGUCGCUACUCCGCACAGAAGCAGUUCUGGAAAGCCAAACAGGCAAAGCAUGAGAAAGACAAGAUUGGGGAUGUGGUCCUGCUGCAAAAACUUCAGCAUGCAUCAAACUUGGAACAGAAGCAGAACGAGACAGAAAACAAGAAGGUUCAUGGGGAUGUGGUCAAGUAUGGAACCGUCAUCCAGCUGCUGCACAUGAAGAGCAAUAAGUACCUGACUGUGAACAAACGUUUGCCAGCGCUUCUGGAGAAGAACGCAAUGCGCGUCACACUGGAUGGGACCGGCAAUGAAGGCUCCUGGCUCUUCAUACAACCUUUCUGGAAGCUGCGUGCCAAUGGAGACAAUGUGGUGGUGGGGGACAAAGUGAUCUUGAACCCGGUCAACGCCGGACAGCCGCUUCACGUGUCAAACUACGAGCUGAGUGACCACCCGGGCUGUAAGGAGGUCAACUCUGUCAACUGCAACACCAGCUGGAAGGUCAACUUGUUCAUGAUGUUCAGUGACCACAGGGACGAAGUGCUCAAAGGCGGCGACGUGGUGCGUUUGUUUCAUGCUGAGCAGGAGAAGUUUUUGACAUGCGACGAGUACAAGAAUAAACUUCAUGUUUUCCUGCGCACAACCUUGAGACAAUCGGCCACAUCGGCGACCAGCUCCAAUGCGCUGUGGGAGGUUGAGGUUGUCCAUCAUGAUCCAUGUCGCGGAGGGGCAGGACACUGGAACAGUUUGUAUCGCUUCAAACACCUUGCCACUGGAAACUACUUGGCAGCAGAGGAGAAUCCCACUUACCGAGGUGACAGUGUGGAGAUGUCCUCCUUGAUGGAAAGCAGUCGCAACAGCAAGCGUUUGCAUGGCGAGAGGAUCAAGUAUAAGCUGGUGGCCAUGACACAUGGCAAUGACAUUGCCUCGCUCUUUGAGCUGGAUCCCACCACUUUACAGAAGACCGACUCCUUCGUUCCGCGGAACUCAUAUGUCCGCCUGAGGCAUCUCUGCACCAACACGUGGAUCCAGAGCACAAAUGUCCCCAUAGACGUUGACGAGGAGAGACCCAUCAGACUCAUGUUAGGAACGUGCCCCACCAAAGAGGACAAGGAGGCAUUCGCCAUCGUCUCGGUUCCCGUCAUGGAGAUUCGGGAUCUAGAUUUUGCCAAUGACGCGAGCGCCAUGUUGAGCACAGUGGUGGACCAGUUCAGUAAGGGCUUCAUCAGCCAAAACGACCGCCGCUUUGCUAUCAAGCUGCUGGAGGACGUGGUCUUUUUCGUGGCAGACGCCGUCAACAGCGGCCAGCCAGUAUUGGAUGUCACCAUGACCAAAGCCAACCGCGAGAGGCAGAAGCUAAUGAGGGAGCAGAACAUCCUCAAGCAGAUAUUUGGCAUCCUAAAAGUACCUUUCAAGGACCGUAGCGGAGGGGAAGGACCUCUGCUCCGUCUGGAGGAGUUGGCUGACCAGAAGAACUCUCCAUACCAGUACAUGUUCCGACUCUGCUACCGCGUCCUGCGACAUUCCCAAGAGGACUACCGCAAGAACCAGGAGCACAUCGCCAAGCAGUUCGGCCUGAUGCAGGGUCAAAUCGGCUAUGACAUCCUGGCAGAGGACACUAUCACUGCGCUCCUGCACAACAAUCGCAAGCUGCUAGAGAAGCACAUCACCAAGACCGAAGUGGAGACCUUCGUCAGCCUCGUCCGCAAGAAUCGGGAGCCCCGCUUUCUGGACUACUUGUCGGACUUGUGUGUCUCCAACAACGUGGCCAUUCCCGUCACUCAGGAACUCAUCUGCAAGUGUGUGCUGGAGCCUAUAAACCAGGACAUCCUCAUCAAGACUGAGCGGCGGGUGCCCAAAGAGGUGGCUCCAACUGAAAUCCCCACACAAUAUAUGGGAAUGGACGACUACGCAGAUGAAGAUGAGGUAUGGCUGGUGUGGACUGACAAGACCAAUGAGAAGCAGGAGAAGAGCAUAAGGCAGCUCGCUCAGGAGGCUCGACAAGGCAAUGCCCAUGACGAGAACGUACUUACCUACUACAGGUACCAGCUGAAGCUUUUUGCCAGAAUGUGUUUGGACCGCCAGUACCUAGCCAUUGAUGAAAUCUCCAAGCAGCUGGAUGUGGAGCUCAUCUUUCUGUGCAUGAUGGAUGAGACUCUGCCCUUCGAUCUGCGAGCGUCCUUCUGCCGCCUGAUGCUGCAUGCUCACGUGGACCGCGACCCACAAGAACUGGUCACGCCUGUUAAGUUUGCCCGACUUUGGACCGAAAUCCCCACCUCCAUCACUAUCAAGGAUUACGACUCAAAUAUGGAUGACAGCAGAGACAACAAGAAGAACCGUUUCGCCAACACCAUGGUCUUCAUGGAGGAGUAUCUCAACAACGUGUUGAACGAGGAGCUGCCCUUUCACAAUGAGGAGAAGAACAAGCUGACCUAUGAGGUUGUGAGCUUGGCGCGGCAUCUCAUCUACUUCGGCUUCUACAGCUUCUUUGAGCUGCUGCGACUCACUAGAACCCUGCUGGCAAUCAUCGACUGUGGUCCCAACCCCUCCCAUGGCACCUCACUGAUCAAUGACGAAGGAUCAGGGAAGAAUAUGAAACGCUCCAUCCAUGGCAUGGGUCAAAUGAUGACAACCAUGGUCCUCAGUAGGAAGCAGUCCUUAUUUGGUGGGGCGGGGGCCCGGACGGCGGGGCUUGUGCUUGAUGGACAGCGAAUGGCCAAAGACAGCAUCGACAAGAUAGGCCUGACAGUAAUGGACACAAAGCUGAAGAUUCUGGAAAUCUUGCAGUUCAUUCUGAACGUGCGCCUGGACUACCGUCUGUCCUUCCUGCUGUCCGUCUUCAAGAAAGAAUUUGAGGAUGUCUAUUCGCUGGCUGAUGCUGAUGCCACGACUAGUGUAGAGCACACAGCUGCCAUCAACCUACAGCACAUUGGAGAGCAGGCCGAGGCGAUGUUUGGAGUCGGGAAGGGGAACAGCAUUCUUGAAGUGGACGACGAAGGCGGACGCAUGUUCCUGCGUGUCCUGAUCCACCUCACUAUGCAUGAGUACCCGCCGCUGGUGUCCGGAGCUCUACAGCUACUGUUCAGACAUUUCAGCCAGAGGCAGGAAGUGCUGCACACUUUCAAGCAGGUCCAGCUACUCAUUUCAGCUCAGGAUGUGGAGAACUACAAGGUGAUCAAGUCAGACCUGGACCGUUUGAGGACAUUGGUGGAAAAGUCUGAACUGUGGGUGGAGAAGAAGACGUCUGGAGGCGGAGACGGCAAGAAGGAAAAGAAAGACAAAAAAGACAAAGUGGAGGGAGCGGCGGAGGAUGCCACACACAAGAAGGAGAAAGGGGAGAAGAACAACGAGAACUAUCACAACGUCAAAGAGAUCCUUGAGCGGCUUAACAAGAUGUGCAGCAGUGGUGUGUGGAAGAAGCAGCAGAGGUUGCUGAAGAACAUGGGUGCUCAUAAAGUCAUGCUGGACCUGCUGCAGGUCUCCUACGACCAGAACGACGUGAAGAUGCAAGAAAUCAUCAGAUACACACACCUAUUUCUGCAGAAGUUCUGCAUGGGCAACCAGGAGAAUCAGGCUUUGCUGCACAAGAACCUUGGUCUCUUCCUCAAUCCAGGGCUGCUGGAGGCGGAGACUGUGCAGCACAUCUUCAGCAAUAACUACCAGCUAUGCACAGAGAUAUCGGAAAGUGUCCUGCAGCACUUCAUCCACUGCUUGGCCACACAUGGACGCCAUGUUCAUUACCUCAACUUCCUGCACACCAUCAUCAAAGCCGAGGGCAAGUACGUCAAGAAGUGCCAGGACAUGGUCAUGACCGAGCUAACCAAUGCCGGUGAGGAUGUCGUCGUCUUCUACAACGACAAGGCAUCUUUCAACGUCAUGCUGGAGCUGAUGGCCGAGAGCAGGGAGGGCAUUGGUGAAAACAGCCCGCUCAGGUACCACAUCUCACUGGUGGAGUUGCUGGCGGCGUGUGCAGAGGGCAAGAACGUCUACACAGAGAUCAAGUGCACUUCGCUGCUGCCACUGGAGGACGUUGUCCGUGUUGUGACGCAUGAGGACUGCAUCACCGAGGUAAAAGUCGCUUACGUCAACUUCGUCAAUCACUGCUACGUGGACACGGAAGUAGAGAUGAAGGAGAUCUACACAUCCAACCACAUCUGGAACCUCUUUGAGGACUUCACAGUGGACAUGGCCCGAGUCUGCAACAAGCGAGACAAGCGACUUUCCGACCAAGUCUUGGAGAAGUAUAUCAUCAAUGUGGUCUUUGACACCAUCAACGCCUUCUUUAGCUCGCCCUUCUCUGAGAACAGUACCUCGCUGCAGAGUCAUCACACCAUCGUUACACAGCUGCUGCAAUCAUCCGUUCGCCUGCUGGACUGUCCCUGGUUGCAGCAGCAUCACCGGAACCAGGUGGAGACCUGCAUCAAGACCCUUGCGGUCACAGCCAAGAGUCGCUCCAUCGCUCUCCCUCUUGACCUGGAGGCUCAGAUUAGCGCCAUGUUGUCCACCAGCGCUCUUAAUUCGCUGUCACGCUCCAGCACCAGCUACAAGUCGACAUCGCGCUGCUUGCGGCCUGUUGCCCCCAGCAACCCUUGGGAUUACAAGAAUAUCAUCGAGAAACUGCAGGAUGUCAUCAAUACACUGGAGGAGCGCCUCAAACCACUUGUCAAUGCAGAGCUCUCUGCCCUAGUUGACGUUCUCCAUCAACCAGAGCUUCUCUUUCUGGAGGGAACAGAUGCACGCCACCGCUGCGAGUCCGGCGGAUUCAUCUCCAAGCUGAUCCAGCACACAAAGACACUGAUGUCCUCAGAGGAGAAAUUAUGCAUCAAAGUUCUGAGAACACUGCAGGAGAUGUUGAUCAGAACACUGGACUUUGAUGAAAAGGGAAUUUCACUGCGCAGGGUUCUACUGCAGAACUACUUGUUUCCUAACAGGAAAAACAACCCGAAGAAUGACUUGGUGGAACUUGGAGCGGCAGGCGCUGAGCAAGAGCGCGACUGGGCAGCGGUGGCAGCGGUUCAGUGUCGUCUGGAUCGGGAAGGUGGGAGCAAACUUUUUACAGACCUGGUGAUGUGCACCAAGAAUGAGAAAAUCUUCCAGGAGAGUAUCCAGCUGGCCAUUUGUCUGCUGGAGGGAGGAAACACAGAGAUACAGAACUCGUUCUACAAGCUGAUGAUGGGGGACAACAAGUCGGAAAAGUUCUUUAAAGUUCUUCACGACAGGAUGAAAGAGGCACAGAUGGACAUCAAAGCCACGGUUUCAGUGAACGUCGGCGAGAUGUCACACAAAGCCAACGAGAAGGACCUGGAAUAUGGCUCUUCUUCAACACUUGGACAUCCUGCCACCGACGAACAUUCCCGACUGGUCGAGGGCCAAGGCAGCAGCCCCUCUUCCCUGCAGGCUCAUACAACUGCGGAGCAGAAGGAGGUGGAAACAGAGAUGGGUCCAGCCGUGCUCAUCAUGAAACCCAUCCUGAGGUUUCUACAGCUUCUUUGCGAGAACCAUAACCAGGAUCUGCAAAAUUUCCUGCGCUGCCAGAACAACAAAACCAACUACAACCUAGUGUGCGAGACACUGCAGUUCUUGGACAUCAUGUGUGGAAGCACCACGGGCGGUCUGGGCCUGCUGGGCCUCUACAUUAACGAGUCAAAUGUUCACCUCAUCACACAAACCCUGGAAACCCUCACAGAGUACUGUCAGGGCCCGUGUCAGGAGAACCAGACGUGCAUUGUGACACACGAAUGCAAUGGCAUAGACAUCAUCACGGCGCUCAUCCUCAAUGACAUCAGCCCGCUGUGCCGUUACCGGACAGACAUGGUGCUGCAGCUUAAGGACAACGCCUCUAAGCUGCUGCUGGCGCUCAUGGAAAGUCGUCAUGACAGUGAGAACGCAGAGAGAAUCCUGUUCAACCUCCGCCCCCGAGAACUCGUCGACGUGAUUAAGAAGGCCUACCAUCAGGAGACUGAGUGUGAGAGUGGGGAAGUGUCACCACGUGAGGUGGGACACAACAUCUAUAUACUGGCGCAGCAGCUGGCCCGCCACAACAAGGUGUUGCAUAAUCUUUUGAAGCCUCCAAAGAAGAGCAAAGAGGGCAAGGAAGGCAUCUCCUCCAUGUUAAACUUGAACAAUCGGCCGCUGUCGCAAAUGUUGAAGUCAUCAAUACCGACUGCCAUUGUGGAACAAGACCCGCUGGAGUACUACGACAUGCUCACUUCUCAAAUAGAGAUUGUGCGAGAGGAUCGCAGCAUGGAGCAAAUUGUGUUUCCAGUCCAUCCCAUCUGUGAAUUUCUGACCGAGGAAUCUAAGUUACGUGUGUUCAACACGACGGAGCAGGAUGAGCAGGGCUCCAAGGUGACACACUUCUUCGAGCAGACGUCCUUCCUGCAUGGAGAGAUGGAGUGGCAAAAGAAGCUACGGAGCAUGCCAGUGCUCUACUGGUUCUCCAGGAGGAUGACACUGUGGGGCACCAUCUCCUUCAACCUGGCUGUCUUCAUCAACCUCAUCAUCGCCUUCUUCUACCCCUAUGACUCAGGACAAGCGGGAGCCAUCGAUGACUCUCUGCUACUGAUGCUCUUUUGGGUUCUGACCGGGCUCUCUGUGCUGGCCAUGCUCUCCCAGCGCUAUGGCCUUCAGCCGCUGACUUUGGCUCUCAUCCUAAGGUCCAUCUACCACUUGGGUAUCAGGAACACACUCAUCUUUCUGGGCACGCUCAAUCUGAUCAACAAGGUGGUGUUUGUGGUGAGCUUUGUGGGUAACAAUGGUACGUUCAUCAUGGGCUACAAGGCCAUGGUGAUGGACGUGGAGUUCCUGUACCAUCUGGCCUAUGUGCUAACAUCCACAUUGGGCCUCUUUGUGCAUGAACUAUUCUACAGUAUCUUGCUCUUUGACCUGAUUUACCGCGAGGAGACGUUGUUCAACGUGAUCAAGAGUGUGACGCGCAACGGACGCUCCAUCUUGCUGACUGCUCUGCUCGCUCUCAUCCUUGUCUACCUCUUCUCCAUCGUGGGUUUCCUGUGCCUCAAGGAGGACUUCAUCAUGGAGGUGGACCCACUACCACAUAUUGCCCCAGCCCCUCAGCAGAGAAACACGGCACAGGACUUCCUCAAGUCGUGUUCUGCAGAUGGCAUCCACUGUAUGGCGGAGGGUGACAUUGCAGCUGAGAGUGAGGACAGUGAUGAGUCUAACAAUGAGCGCGCCUGCGACACACUUUUGAUGUGUAUUGUGACGGUGUUGAAUCAUGGCCUGAGAAACGGUGGCGGAGUGGGCGACGUCCUCCGUCAGCCCUCCAAGAAUGAGCCGCUGUUUCCUGCCCGUGUGGUCUAUGACUUGUUGUUCUACUUCAUUGUCAUCAUCAUUGUCCUCAACCUCAUUUUCGGAGUCAUCAUCGACACCUUCGCUGACCUCAGGAGUGAGAAGCAGAAGAAGGAGGAGAUCCUGAAGACCACCUGUUUCAUCUGCUGUCUGGAACGAGACAAGUUUGACAACAAGACUGUAUCAUUCGAGGAGCAUAUCAAGCUGGAGCACAACAUCUGGAAUUACUUAUACUUUAUCGUUCUUGUGCGCGAGAAGAACAAGACAGACUACACGGGGCCAGAGAGCUAUGUGGCCAUGAUGAUCAAGAACAACAACCUGGAUUGGUUUCCCCGCAUGCAGGCCAUGUCACUGGUAGUCACCGAUGGUGACGGCGAGCAGAACGAGAUGAGGAUGCUGCAGGACAAGCUUGCCUCCACCAUGAAAGUGGUGAUGACGCUCACCACGCAGCUUACAGAGCUCAAAGAGCAGAUGACUGAGCAGAGGAAGAGGAGGCAGAGGAUGGGAUUUGUGGAUGCCCAACAGGGUGGCAGUGCUUCGCUUCCUCCCACUGCCGCUGGAGGGAACCACCAGCAGAUGUAAAAUAAAUAAAUAAAUUGGAAUCAACUCUCAAACAGAAAAUGUUGGAAAAACAAAUGAGCUAAGGAAUGGAAUUGGAAAACAGCGGCAGAAGAAAAGACUACUUAAACUACUGAAUCAUUUCACAGGUUGUUUUUUUUUGUGAGUUUUGAAAAACCCACCUGCACAAUAUAUCAUAUUUGUGCUUUGAAGACUCAUUAACGACACUGAGAUGGUGUUCAUCCUCUGCUGUUCAUCCUCAUCUUGGAGGCUGUCGUUCAUGUCAGUGAUUUAAAAUAAAUAUUGGAAAUGAGUUAUUGAAAAACUAAAGAAGGAUGUUGUAACACUUUGACUCCAAUGUAUGAUGUACUACACUGACUCAUUUUGUAUCACUUUUCUCUGAUGUCAUUCUCUACAAACAACCACACCUGUUGCCGUGGGCAAGCAAUCGGGAGCGAUGCCCACUGACCAAUAUUUUUCUGACCCCACCCACUCCCAACCUGACUCCAAAAAUAGAUGCAAUAACUUGCAAUAAGUCUUUCACAGCACUGUGGGAAAUUUUGGCCCAAUCAUCUGAAUUCUUGUAAUUCAGCCAUAUUGGACUCUCUCUCCUGUAGUUGAGAGGAAAGAAAUUUCAUUUGUGCUGUAUGUUGCACAUUUGACAAUAAAAUUGACUUGAAACUUGAAAUACUGGAGGGUUUUUUAAAAUCCUGAACCACCUUUUUAAGGUCAUGCCACAGCAUCUCAAUAGUCUUCAGAUCAGGACUUUAACUAGGCCACUCCAAAGUCUUCAUUUUGUUUUUCUUGCGGUGCGUAUUGCAAUUUGUCCGUUUGGAGUUACUUUAGCCCAGUCCUUCUCAAAAAGUCGGGAGCAAUGUAGUGCCAAGGGGGGCGCGUGUGACGCUGGGGAACAUCCUUUAUUUGCCGAAAAGAAUAGAAUAAAAUGUGAUUGCACAUCCACUCCAGCAGGCGGCAGUGGUGCCCUCAUUGUCAGAGAGUGCAUAGAGAGCAUGACCUCUAUGUGUAGUUUUUUUUUUUUGUUUUGUUUUGUUUUGUUUUUUGCAACGGGCAGGCGGUAUGAAAUGCAGCAAACAAAACCUCAAGAGCAGGGUUAGGGAACUCUGGUUCCUCGAUAGCCAUAUCCUGCCUGCUUUAGAUCUCUCUCUACUUGAACAUACCUGAUUCAAACGGUCAGCUCAUCAGCAAGCUCCGUAGAGGCCUGAAACAAUCAUGAACAGUUGGAACUGGUAUUCGAGGGAGCACAUAACUCCUACUCUGUCAUCCCUUCACUGGUUCCUGAUAUAUUCUGGAGUUCUUUUUAAGAUCCUAUUAUUUGUUUUCCAAUCUUUAAAUGACCUCGCGCCACCUUACCUCUCUGAGCUCAUCCGCCCUGACACACCUGCGCCUCAGGUCUUUGGAAAAGACAUGAGAAGUACCAAGAACAAAACGGAGGCCUCGAGGGGUUUGAGCCUUUUCCGUUUCUGGUCCCUCUCCCCUGAGUGACCUCCCAAUGAACAUUGAGCAGGCUCCUUCGCUGCCCAUCUUUAAAACCUGCCUCAAAACUCGUAUUCUUUGGCAUUUGACUCAGCAUGACUCAGAUUUGAUCUAAUUUUAACUGUUGCAUGCUUUCUAACAUCUUUGUUACUGAUUUAUUGCUUUAGUGUUGUAUAUGUUAGUUGCUCCAUGUACAGCACUUUGCAUGCAGUGAUGGCUGUUUGAAAGUGCUUACAGUUGACUUGAGAAUCAGGUAUGUUGGAGUCGGGAGGGAUCUAAAACAGGCCGGAUAUGGUUCCCAAGGAACCGGAGUUCCUAUAUGAAAAGACGAUAUGAAAAGAAAGGUGGAGAGAGACGAAGAUAAUGAGACAAAAGAAAGUCACCCGAAAAUGAAGAUAAGGAAAUUUGACAAAGUGUAUGUAGCGCUGGGCUUCACUGUUACUACAGUGGGAGACGAGGAAAGAGCGGUGUGGUAACUGUGUGUAUUUGUAGUGUUCAAUAAGUCUGCCAUGCAUGUUUUUGGAAUGUGGGAGGAAACCGGAGGACCCAGUGAAAACCCACGCAAGCACGGGGAGAACAUGCAAACUCCACACAGGAAGGCCGGAGCCGGAAUUGAACCUGUGCACUAUGAAGUUGACGUGCUAACCAUUCAACUACCGGGCCGCCCAUCUCUGAUUAUGUAAAAAAUAAAAAUAAAAUUAAAAAAAAUAAAUAACAUGGAAGUGAGAAUGGGCAAUCAAAUCUAUGGUUCCAUUGGACGUUACGUGACCAAAAAUAAGACCUGAGCCACGACUUAAUGAGAGAACUCCUGUAGCUCAACAAUAAUGCUGCAAACGUGAACGCAAGUGGAAAAAAGACAAGCUGCAGGUCUCUUUUCAAAUAUGAAGCUGAGAGCUGUGAGCAGUCGUGUUGGAAAUUGCCAAAUGGAGUCCACCUUCUAACAUUGGUUUUUGAAAAUAGACAGAAUCCGCAGAAAGGAAGAGUAGAAGAAAAAAAGUGAAAUGCGCAGCAAAUGGGGCAGCCGAAACUUCCGAUAAUGAAGCGAUUUGGACAAGAGAAGUUCAUUUCCUGGCGGCAUCUGCAGAGCAAUGUGGAGGAGGAAGCUGUCGCGCGUGGUAUGUCUUCAAGAACAAGGCAAGACACAUAAGUGAUCAAGCGGAAAACAUGAAAAUGCGAGCAGAGGUUGCCCACGUAAACAUUAGCAGUUUUGUCGCUAAUAACAAGCCAGUAGCCAGCGGAUGAAAGAAGCAAUCAAUCGUGUCAUCUUUUGAUCAGUCACAUUUGCAAGUAGCAAAAUGCCAACGCAGGAUGUCGGAUCAUGUUUUCGGUAUUAUUGUGUUUACAUUACAACGCGUAUUUAUAAUUCCUGAUUGGUCCAUUUCUUAGUUCACUCUGUUAAUUGAUAUUAUUCUGCAUUUUGUUUGAAUAAAACGGUUUGAAAUGAAUGAAAACAUGUUUAUAAAAUAACUAUCUUUGUUGUCAGCACCGGUGGUUUAAAACUGGCAAUUUAUAAGCGAUGAAAAAAAUUGUUGCCAGUUGAGAAGGAAAUUAUAUAUAACCAUAUUAUCAAAUGUAAUGUUCUAAUCAUAUACAUGGCAUAACAACUACACAUAUACUCAUAUAUAGUAUAUGUGUAUGUGUAGCAAAAUAUAUUAUUUCACUCAUUUUACCAUUGUUUCCAGAAUAGCAUACUAACUACAAUCCCACGAACACACGUAGGGCUGCCACCCUUGACAAAGUCAGGGCAACCUGGACGCCCAGCUUCAAAUACACAUAAAUCCAGAGACAGAGGAGCGCAGAUAUGGACAGAGUAAACAAAUAGAACAAGGGUUGAAGUCCCCAUACGUGUCAUGUCAUAUUGAUUCUCGUAUUGAUUGUGCUGUUGCAAUUCAUGUGACUCUUAAUAAAAAGCUCAGGAAUGGGAUGAAACUGCAGAGAUCCGACCAACUUAAUGUGGUUUCAUCUCUCCUGGCCAGUGUCUUGC
This is a messenger RNA of Hippocampus zosterae (dwarf seahorse), 11733 nucleotides long. It is a transcript of the gene itpr3, whose product is annotated as inositol 1,4,5-trisphosphate receptor, type 3. Gene Ontology annotation, biological process: calcium ion transmembrane transport. Lineage: Eukaryota; Metazoa; Chordata; Actinopteri; Syngnathiformes; Syngnathidae. Gene Ontology annotation, molecular function: inositol 1,4,5 trisphosphate binding; inositol 1,4,5-trisphosphate-gated calcium channel activity. The record is from RefSeq and is a predicted model, not a curated record. The transcript is spliced from 59 exons. Gene Ontology annotation, cellular component: endoplasmic reticulum; membrane. The coding region runs from base 228 to 8279 and encodes 2683 amino acids.